AUGGUUGAUGAAUUCGAAAAUUUAGCUGUACAAAUUCUUGAUCGAUUUUAUCAAGUUAAUUCUCAUACAUGUAUAAAAGCACUUAUACGACGUAUACCAGUCUAUGGUAAUGUCACAUGGUUACAAUUAGCUGCAGAAGCUGACGCUAAAAAAUUUAUUUCUCAGCGGGCAGUACAAGAAGUCCUCAAUAAUAUUUGGGGAACAGAUGGUACUCAAAUGAGAUUAAUGCAUGGCAUUGCAGAUACGAAUACUGCUCCUGGUCAUUUCGUUGCUGUCGGCUGUUGUGAACAAUUUCUACGUGCUCCAUAUGUUAAAUAUCUAUAUAACUUAUAUUUUCAUGUGAUAUUUUUAUUACUUUUUUCUUAUGUGUUAUUAUGUGAUUUUUUUCCUCUGUACGAAUUUCAAACGAAUGUAUGUGGAUCAACUAAUGAUCCUGAAAAACAAGAUGGUAAUAAUAAUAGUCCAUCGGUGAAAAAUGAUGAAGCUAAAAGUAACAUAACAGUUCCAUAUGGAUUUCAAAAACAUGAUCGACCAGCUUUUACAGAAUAUAUACUUUUUGUUUGGGUUACGACAUUACUUUGUGAAGAACUUCGACAACUCUUCUCAUUCGAAGCACAUUCUGCCCGUAAAAAAAUAACAGCAUACUUUGAAGUUUUUUGGAAUACACUAGAUUUUCUAGCUACAAUGCUUUUUUAUGUUGGUUUUAUAUUGCGAUUUAUACCAUUCACAGAAUGUUUUUGUGCAGCACGUAUUGUUUUAUCGGUUGAUUUAUCACUUUGGUUUAUACGUUCAUUAGAUAUAUUUGCAGCUAUUAAACGACUUGGUCCUAAACUUGUUAUGAUUGGUGAAAUGGUACAUGAUUUGAAAUUUUAUAUGCUUAUGUUAACUGUAUUUAUUUUGGGAUUUGGUGUAUCAGCUUAUAGUCUUAUUUAUGGUGCGAACAAAUUUACUUGGCAUUUACCACGUGACAUUAUACAUCUUGCUUAUUGGGAAAUAUUUGGAGAAUUAAGUUCAUUAAGUAAAUUUGAAAACAAUUACCGUCCAACUGGUUAUACUAUAUUUGUUUUACUUGUUAUUUAUAUGGCUAUUGUUAGUAUACUUUUGGUUAGUUUACUUAUUGCAAUGUUCAGGUAUUGAACGAGAAUGGAAGAACUAAGAUUAACUAGAUUGUAGUCACCAGAAUAUUCAUACAGAAAAGCUAUGGGAUGCUGUCAAACGCUAAAUACCUCACGAGGGAGCUGCAAUUUCACGGUUUUUUUAGGAUUCGGACUUGCAGCUUUCUAUGCCUCACACUUUGUUAGCACCUAAAUUCAAUUCAUCAUCGCAUGAGAUACUUCAUGUUUAGGGCAAGUUUCUGUUAACUUGUGUUUUAGAUUGAAAACGUUUUGUUUUUACUACUCUCUAUUAUUUUCAUCGAAGUAGUUCUUGACUAAAUCGUAUGAAAAAUAUUCUGGAUUUAUUCAUUUUUUUUUCAAGAUUUCAUAUAGAUGUUGCUAGUGGAAAAGUGAAUCUGCUACUAAUCGCAAUAAAGCAGCACUUUUUUUUAUCUCUCCGAAAGUACAUUAAUGCUCCAUCAAUAUUCGUCGAUGCAUAUCGCAAGUUUGCUCGCACUACCUUGAUGCUCAUAAGAUCUAGUGUGAUUUAUUAUAGUCAGCAAACAAAUAAAGUGAUUUAUCUAACUUGAAAAUUUAUUUGGAUUUUAUUCAGAUUUUGUCUGAAUUUCGACCCUAUUCAUUAUGAUCUUUUCAUCAGAUCUAUUUAAAAGACUUCUGCAAAACUUAUUUAGAUGCUUAAAGUAUCUGUUUUUUAUUUGUCUUCAGGCGUAGGAAAAAUAGAGUCUAUUUAUUUUUCUGUCACAAUACUACAAACAUUUUAUAAGUUGUUACAAUCUUCAUAUUC
Molecule: messenger RNA, 1899 nt
Organism: Rotaria sp. Silwood2
Lineage: Eukaryota; Metazoa; Rotifera; Eurotatoria; Philodinida; Philodinidae
Source: the annotation of a GenBank genome assembly